Enterobius vermicularis (human pinworm) is the source of this 2181-nucleotide messenger RNA. NCBI's taxonomy places the organism in Eukaryota, Metazoa, Nematoda, Chromadorea, Rhabditida, Oxyuridae. The record is from the annotation of a GenBank genome assembly.
AUGGUUAAACAGUGGCCUAAAGUUACAUUUUUUAUAAUCGGCAACGAAUUUUGCGAACGAUUUUCCUUCUAUGGAAUGCGUGCUGUUUUAACGCUUUACGCCAUAAAUGUAUUACGGUUUAGUUCUGCUAAGGUGAUCUAUAUUUAUCACGGUUUUAUCGCUCUUUCUUAUGGCACACCAAUUCUGGGUUCUAUUUUGGCCGACGGAUAUAUUGGCAAAUUUUGGACUAUUCUUCUGAUAUCAAUGGUUUACAUACUUGGUCAACUGAUAUUGACAAUUUCUUCAGCAUUUGAUUUCUCAGUAUCACUACAUCCAACGCUUGACAUACUUGGUCUAGCUUUGAUCGGGAUAGGCACCGGAGGAAUUAAACCAUGUGUAGCCGCAUUUGGCGCAGAUCAGUUCAAUCCGAAUCACACUAAGAUGGUUUCAGCUUUUUUUGCAGUUUUUUAUUUUUCACUGAAUGCUGGAUCCGCGGCUUCUAUGUUUAUCACGCCUGAACUUAGAGCGAUUCGAUGUGGUGGUCACGAAAGUUGCUUCCCGUUGGCAUUUGGAUUACCAGCUGCUCUGAUGUUAACAGCAACCAUUCUGUUCGUUUUGGGUUCACCAAAAUACAAGAAUUUACCGCUACAAGAAAAUGCUAUUUUCCGUGUUGCAGAGAUGAUUUAUGUUGCUCUAAAAAAUAAAUCUUGUUCGAAAAUAAAACGAGAACACUGGUUGGAACAUUAUCUAGAUCAACAUCGGUGUGAAACAGAUCGAGCAUGCAAAGCGUUGCUGCAGAGCGGGCAAUCAAAACAAUGUGCUCAGACGAAGUUUCUGGGGUAUGUGACAAAUUUGUGCAGAGUAAUAAACAUGCUUUUGCCGCUAGUGGUAUUCUGGGCAUUAUACGAUCAACAGGGAUCAAAAUGGACAAUGCAAGCGCUUGCAAUGGACGGUAACAUAACAGACUCGUUUAUGAUACUACCAGAUCAAAUGGGCCUCUUAAACAGUUUUAUAGUGCUGCUCAGUAUUCCUUUAUUUCAAUUUGUGGUAUAUCCACUCAUUGAGAAAUUCGGGAUCAAAACAACGCCUUUAAGGCGAAUGGCUGCAGGAGGCUUUUUGACUUCAGCAGCCUUUGUAAUCUGUGCCGUUCUACAGUUUCAAAUUGAAGAGACGCUUCCAAUAAUACCAACGUCAGACACGGCAUAUGUCUCUUUCAUAAAUGUCUACAAAAACUGUUCUGUUACUGUCACAGAUUUUGAUGGUCUUGAAAAAAAAAUCGGACCUGACAAGUCCUUGGUCGAUGACGUUACAAACAGGAAUUUAGAACUUUUUCGUGUAAAAGUUGGUCAAGCAGCAGAUUCAGAAUUUCUUAUCAAGUUUGACAUUAACUUGCUGAUUCCUUGCUCUAAUGUCUCACCAGUAGCUGUGCAAUACGGGUGUCUUUCAGCAAGCUCUUCAGAAGCAUAUGCUGGAGGAAUUGCGCUGUGUAGAGUUCAAAAUGACAACAGUUCUGCCUGCAAUUUUGACACAAACUGGGAGUCGGUUUACUGGUCGUCGUCAACAGCGCAGAGGAAAGAUGUGGUAACUGACAAAAUGUCACCCAAUUUUACGUCAACUGUUUACAGUUAUAAAGAUAUCCGAGCGGGAAGAUAUCACAUUCACUACAUUCCCAACAACGUAAGUAGCACUUUACCUGAUCUGUUAAAUGAGUCUGCUGUACAUUUGAAAGGUGUGGUGGUUGAAAUUCAGGGAAUGGGUGGCGUUUAUUCCUUGACAAUUACCUCAGAUGAAGAAAAAACCAGUGGCGAUAAUCUGACUACCUCGGCUACUAUGCAUACAAUUAUUUUCAAAAAUCAUCUCAGCAUACUGUGGCAGAUUCCACAAUACGCGGUCAUAACUUUUGCUGAAGUGCUCAUUAUAAUGACCGGUAUUGAAUUUGCUUACUCUCAGGCUGCUCCAGUGCUAAAGUCUGUGGUACAAGCAGUUUGGCUUUCUAACGUAGCCUGCGGAGAUAUGCUAAUUAUCAUUAUCGAGUCACUGCAUUUGUUUGAAAAUUUGGUCACUGAGAUGCUGGUCUAUGCAGUGAUAAUGUUUUUGGUGGCUAUCGCCUUUUCCUUGAUGGCAUUCUUUUAUUACGAGUACGCUCAUUACAACACCGAAGAUGUUCAACAUGUGGAACUGAAAAAUUUGAGAUCUGAUUAG